AUGCCUGGGACACCACAGCCAGACCCGGUUGACCCGGCACCACCCGUCAACAAGGUAGAAACCGCGACGAUAAAACAAAAAGGCGAACUGGUCGCAGUCGGCGCAACCUCGUUCGUCGAGCUGCUGCCGGACGGCGACAUCCUCAAGAGGCCAUUUCCCAGCAAUAUUCACGGCAACGACCGACGCCGCGAGAUCACUACCGAGGCGUACGUGUACGAUCGGCUCGGGCCGCAUCGCUAUCUUUUGCAGAAGAAGAAGUGGGAUCCAGAAACCUGCUCUCUGACCUUGGAAUACAUGCCGAAUGGCACGCUCGCAGACUACCUGGCCGCCCACCCCGACGUGUCUCUAGAACGGCGAAAGCAGUGGGCGGUGGAAGCCGCUGGAUGCGUUCAGCUUCUGCACCUCGCCCUUAUUUACCACUGCGACAUCGGGCCGCAGAAUUUCCUCCUGGACGAUCGCCUAGGCCUCAAAAUCAUCGACUUCUCCGGGUCCUCGACCGACGGUUCUCCCACCGGGAUCGAGCCUGGCUUCCGCUACCACGACGAGUUAUCUAGGGGCCCAUCAUUCAAGCUGGAUAUCUUCAGUUUAGGGUCGACGAUGUAUUUUAUCAUGGCUGGUAAACACCCGUUCGCAGAGCUUGAGGAUGACGAAGUCAUCGCAAGAUUCCGCGCCCGCGACUUCCCUGAUUUGACGGACGUACCACUUGCUAGUGUUAUUCAAAAAUGUUGGUCUCGGGAGGUGGAGAGCGUGGAUGAUGUGAUUAAUUUGUUGACAGUCUGA
Molecule: messenger RNA, 780 nt
Organism: Colletotrichum karsti
Lineage: Eukaryota; Fungi; Ascomycota; Sordariomycetes; Glomerellales; Glomerellaceae
Product: serine/threonine protein kinase
Exons: 1
Coding region: 1-780 (259 amino acids)
Biological process (GO): protein phosphorylation
Molecular function (GO): protein kinase activity; ATP binding
Source: RefSeq, a predicted model, not a curated record